CAAUCACAAAUCCCGAAACAUUAUCCAGCAGGCGCUUCCUGUAAGAAACAAAAAGUGACAUUUUUCGAUGGCUGCUAAACGGUGUUCAGUACGAUGUGGAUAGCAUGUACAUAAUUUACGCUUCUCGAUUCACCCCUAUGACGUAUAAGACCGAUUAUCUUCAUAAAACAGCUUAAAUGACGAAAACCCUUAAGCGUUGCUUCGUCUGCAGUUCAACUUUUUAUAAUGUUCGAGCGAACGCUGUAGCAAACGUGUGCAGCAGGUGUAGAAAUAAAACGUACCCUGGAAGGCCCACGAGAUAAUAUCGACCAAUCAGCAAAGGUUAUUGAUGGAUAGAACCGACUCCCGCCAAUUCCGACUCGGGAGCGCGAGGCAAUCAGCGGGGUGAACAGAGGGGAGAACGAAGGAUAUGCGGAAAGACUGUUAGCUAUGUCUAUGUGAAAUAAAGUAGAAUUAAAUGACGUGUAAAUAGAAACCAAAUAUUAAUUUGCUUGCGGGGGGGGGGCAUCUUUUGGUGUCAACGUUACUCUUGCCGGUGUGUUAAGGUUGUUUGACUGCAGAACAUUGUGGACGAAAGAGGCCUCGGGGUAGUAGUUGGGAUGUUGGGGGCGGAAAACUCAUCUGUGGACAGACACUUGGCAGUAUCAACCCCCCACAGAAGAGGCAUGGAUUGCAAAUCAAGUAACAAUGCCAACAAGAAACUUAUUCAAGCUCGUCUCCCCUUCAAGCGUCUGAAUGUCGAACCUAAAGAAAAUCAGCCGCCAAAGCGUCCCUGCACUCACUCCAGCCCCGGAUCUGAGGCCCCAGACACACAGAAUGAAAACGAGUCAUCUCCUCUCUCUGAACGCAGCGGGCCACCUUUGGUUAACGGCCGCGGCCCAAUUGAUGGCUUUUUGAGACGCAGGUGCCCUGCUUCCUCUGCGUCCUCGGACAGUAAAAUGCUCAUCGAUCUCACUGAGUGCGACAAAUCCUCCUCUGUAAAGUGCCUUGGUUCUCCUGCUUCAGCUUCUUCUUGUGCCACAACAAAAAACAAGCACCAGUGCAAAGACAGAACAGGCUCUUCUGGAAAACACGAGAACAUUACUAACUCUCCUAAAACACAAACUGCUGACUAUAUCAUAAUUACUGAUGAAGAGGUGGAAGAAGAGGAGGAGGAGGAGGAGGAGGAUUUUCACACCACAUCUAUCUCCCAGCUUGAUACCACUCAGGAUUCAGACAGCGAGCCAGAGGAGCAGAAUGAGUCGUUGAAUGUUUCCAGUUUGGGAAAUAAGUCAACACAGUCGCCCUCAUCGGCCAGCUCCAUGUCUGAGAGCUCACCAGAAAACACCAAGACUGAUGAAGCUACGCCAGCUGCCACGCCUAAAGAGCCAAAGAUCCCCACCACCCCUAAGAUACCAGCAGAUCAGAAAAAGAUCAAGAGACGUUCAUUAAAGAAUUUAGAUGAGCAAGAAGAGAGGUUGCGGCAGCGACAGGAGAAGGAACGCCAGAAGGAGGAAGCCAAAGCUGCAAAGGAAAAGAAGAAAGAGGAAGCUCGCAAGCUUAAAGAGGAGAAAGAAAGGGAAAAACGGGAGAAAAAGGAAAAAGAGGAGCGAGAAAAGCAAGAAAAAAAGGAGAAGGAAGAAAAGGAAAAGGCGGAAAGGUUAAAAGCAAAGGAGGAGCUGCGGAAAUCUAAGCUUGAAGCUAAACUUGAGGAAAAGCGGAAAAAAGAGGAAGAGAAGCGAAUAAAGGAAGAAGAGAAACGGUUGAAAGAAGAGAAGGAUCGUCUCAAAGCUGAGAAGGCAGAAAUUACUCGGUUUCUACAGAAACCCAAAAUCCAACAGGCUCCAAAGACUCUUGCAGCUGCCUGUGGGAAGUUUGCUCCGUUUGAAAUUAAAGAAAACAUGUCUCUGGCGCCUCUGUGUCGGGUUCUGUGUGAGGACUCUGUCCUGGAGGAGCUGGACCGGUGUUUGGUAAAGCCUGCUGAAAACUCGAACGCACUGAAAGAUUGGAUCGGACAAAAACCCAGACGGUCGGGACCCACUGAACGCAGACAUGCGGACACUCUCGGGGAGUGUGUAGCUGUGGAAGCAUCUAAACCAGAUGGUAGACCAGACGGCAAACGCUACGGAGCGAUGAAGCUGCUGCAGUUCCACGAGAACCACCGUCCUGCAUACUGGGGCACCUGGAGAAAGAAGAGCUCACAUAUUUCUCCUCGCUGCCCCAUCAGGCGGGACAAGGAUUUAUUGGACUAUGAGGUGGACAGCGAUGAAGAAUGGGAGGAGGAGGAACCAGGAGAGUCCUUGUCUCACAGUGAAGGCGAGGAGGAAGAGGAGGGGGGAGAGGAUGAUGACGAUGACGAUGGAUUUUUUGUUCCUCAUGGCUACCUAUCAGACGAUGAGGGGGCACUGGAGGUGGAGGAUGGUGGAGACCCCGAGAAGCAAAAACUGCGUCAGAAACUCAAAGCCAGGGAGUGGGAUGAGCUGAUGUCCAGCAAGAAGAAGAUGAAGGUGCUGGAGGCUGUGGUGAGAGGCUGUGUUUGGGAGGAAGAAGGACUUGGUCAGGAGCCCUUCCAGCCUUAUGCUGUGUGUCUGAUUGAACCUUUACCCACUGUGGACAACAGCCCCACCCCUGAAGAGCUGCUGCUGAAGGGACAAAGAGAAGAGCAGCUGCUGGGUCAGCUGCUCCCCCUGCUGCACGGAAAUCCCAACAGCAGGAAAGUGAUCAUCACAGAGUUUCAGGAGUUUUGUCGCCAGCAGAGCUCCUCCUCGUCGUUGUCGUCACCAUCUAGGCUGUCCAGCCCUCAGAUCCCUCCAGAAAAAAUUCCAUCCAGAAUGCAUCUGAGGCGCCUCAUCAGGAGCAACGCCGUUUAUGAGAAGCGCUCUUCCUACAAACGCUGCUGCUGGUACGUGCACGCAGAGGUCCUGUCCCGCUUUGGCCAGGACGCUCUUCCAGUUCCGUGCAAGUGGACCUACCUCACCACAGGAGCUCGAGAGGAGUCCCGUGAAGAACCCCAGGCAGCCGCAGGCUCCCAGGGAAGCUCUCCUACCACGCCCCAAUCUGCUACCUCCCAGUCAUCCUCCAACAAGAGGAAGAGCACCGGGAGCAUGUCAAUCACCAAGUUCAUGAAGAGAUGCAACGAUCCUGAGCAGGCUGAAACGGUGGAGGCAGAUGGUUUUCAGGCUGACACUGAGGAUGACUUUGACGAAGACUGUGUCAUUACCUCCGCAGUGAGCGGUCCCAGGAAGGAGAACCCCUCCACUGACAAAGUUCAAUGUUCAAUGGAGGUCAAGCCCCUCUGAAACCGCUGCUCUCCCUGUGGUUAACUCCGCUCCCUCUUUAUCCUCAUUAACUCUCCCUUCAUGAGACAUUGUUCUUCAUCCACUAAGGGCUCAAGUCUUCUAGACAUGUGACCUGCCCCGUCUUGAGAGGCAGCAGAUGCUGGGCUCGGUAUUUUGAAGUCCGUCUCAACUUUUCCCCACAAGAUGUCGUAGAUGUUUGGAAAACAAAAGCUAAAAAUUGUGAAAAGAAUCAAAGCAACUUAUCAGAGUCUUAUUACUAAUGCUUGUGCAGACAUAGAACAAGAGGAGAAAUAAAUUUUACAAGAAGCAUUUAAGCCAUUAAGAACAUCAAUUAUUACGGUUUUUCAAACUUAACCACAAACUUGUUUUCUGGUUGUUUUUUUUUUAUUAUUGGUCCAAGAGUAAAUAGUUUCUCAGAAAUUAGUGCUGGAAAACGAGGCUCAAAGUCCAUCUGCACAUUGUGAUCUUACUGGUUUCAUUUGUGCUGCCGUCACUGAAAUAGAGAGAUCUGUACGUGUACAGUUAGUUACAGUGUUGGUGUUUUAUAAAUAUGUAUUUUCUCAAGAAUACUUGAACAGGAUUAAUUCAUUAAACAUAAAUAAAAGUACUGCACCUUUUA
This is a messenger RNA of Girardinichthys multiradiatus, 3897 nucleotides long. RefSeq names its product chromatin assembly factor 1, subunit A (p150) (gene chaf1a). Lineage: Eukaryota; Metazoa; Chordata; Actinopteri; Cyprinodontiformes; Goodeidae. The transcript has 16 exons. Gene Ontology annotation, cellular component: CAF-1 complex; nucleus. Gene Ontology annotation, biological process: nucleosome assembly. The record is from RefSeq and is a predicted model, not a curated record. The coding region runs from base 600 to 3278 and encodes 892 amino acids.